AUGGAAGUAGCUAUGGUUUUCGAAUCCCAAGCGUGGACUCCAAUCUCCACAAAACCCACCAGCAAUGAUCGAUUGUGGCUGACGUGCGCAACGCACGCGCUCUCCACGGAAGCGGAGGAAAUCAUGGGUCUGCUGCUCGGAGAUAUCCAUUACGACCACAGCGGACGAAUCCCUGUGGUUUCUGCAAAGAUUUGGGGUGCUGCCCCGCAGGUUCGGGCAGACAGGAGAAAAGAUCGAGUAGAGACGACUCCGGAGCAGUUGGCAGCAGCGUCUGCCGAGGCUGAAAGGAUGUCAGCGGCCACUGGCAUGAGGACACGUGUCAUUGGGUGGUACCACUCGCACCCGCACAUCACUGUUCACCCGUCCCAUGUCGACGACUCAAAACACCCCAUGUGCCUCUUCCCUUCCCUCUCUGUAUGGUGCCCAUCAGACGUGCGCACACAGGGCAUGUACCAGAUGCUAGACGAGGGCUUUGUGGGACUCAUAUUCUCCGCCUUCAACCGAGCCUCCUCGCAUGCGCAGGCAGGUCAAUUGCAGGCAGUGGCGUUUCAGUCCGUGUCAGCGCGCGACAAGGAGCAGCGGGAGCAGCGGUCUCGGCACACACCUGCACGGGGGCAGUGGGCACAGCUGGGCACCAAGAGGGAGCAUUCAUCCCAUCCAUCUGUUUCGGACCUUGAGCCUCAAGAGCUAGCAGUGGUGCUGGCUGCUGUGGAUGAUGACGUCCCAUCAUCUGACUUCACAGCAUGGGAGGUGCCAAUAAAGGUGGUUCCCUCGGCCCGAGCCUUCCCCUCCCUGCCCCGUGCACACGCCGUGGCACCCCUGACCCAGCUGCAGAGGAUGCUGUUGAUGGAGGAGAAGGAGGCGUAUGAAAAGGCGGUGGAGCAUGCGGGCAGGCACGGCGAGCCUAACCCUCUAGAGUUGAUUCACCACCAUGCCACCUACCAAGCUGCUCUGUGCCGCUUGAUGGAAACCUGUCUCGUCCCGGCCAUCGCAGCUCUUGAAAAUAUAACUCAGAGCAACAAGGCAGCGCUGCGGUUGAAGCAGGAGGAGCAGGCACGCGCCUCGGAGAGAGCAAGCCACGUUCAAGAACAGUUUAUCGUGCACCCAUCUGGGGCAGCGCCUGUGAUUGCAGCUGUAGCACAUACACCAAGUCCAGCGCAUCGUAAUCCUGCUGUGAUUCUGAUGAAGGUGAUUCUGGUGAAGGUGAUUCUGGUGAACGUGAUUCUGGUGGAGGUGAUUCUGGUGGAGGUGAUUUUGAUGAAGGUGCUUCUGGUGAAGGUGAUUCUGAUGAAGGUGAUUCUGAUGAAGGUGAUUCUGGUGAAGGUGAUUCUGGUGAAGGUGAUUCUGGUGAAGGUGAUUCUGGUGAAGGUGAUUCUGAUGAAUGUGAUUCUGAUGAAGGUGGUUCUGGUGAAGGUGAUUCUGGUGAAGGUGAUUCUGGUGAAGGUGAUUCUGGUGAAGGUGAUUCUGAUGAAUGUGAUUCUGAUGAAGGUGGUUCUGGUGAAGGUGGUUCUGGUGAAGGUGAUUGAUGAAGGUGAUUCUGGUGAACGUGAUUCUGAUGAAGGUAAUUCUGGUGAAGGUGAUUCUGGUGAAGAUGAUUCUGAUGAAGGUGAUUCUGGUGAAGAUGAUUCUGGUGAAGGUGAUUCUGAUGAAGGUGAUUCUGGGGAAGUUGAUUCUGAUAGAGGUGAUCCUGGUGGCGAUAAAGAUGAUGGAUUGGCGGCGCACCUCAAGUCAGUGCUGGCAGCAGUGUUGGGCGAGCUCCGUGACGUGGACACCACGGAAGCUGUCUCGCAGAUUGCAGAGCUCUGCCAACUGCUCGCAGUCACGGACCCGCACUGCCUCCCCAGCGGAGUGACUCACCUGUCCACCCGCGCAUGGCACUGCGACCAGCUGCUGCAACGGAUGCAGCAGACCCAGGCCAGCCUGCAGGAGAGGCAGGAGCAGGUCACAGCUCUGGCUGAGUGCAUUGAAAGUUGGAAGGCACAGCUGCCAUCGGACGAUGACAUCAGCAGGGCCACUGAUGACGUGGCAGACAAAAUCAGGAGAACGGCACAGGAGCAGCAGCAGCUGAGCCUGCAGCGAUCUGCCGCGCAGGGCUCACUGGAAGCUGCGGGGUACAGUGCUGACGUGGAUAUGGCCGCCCUGCUACAGCUGGCAGCGGAGGUGCAGGGGGAGGAGGAGGAGGUGGGACGGCUGCAGCAGGAUCUUGCAAUCUACUCUGAUCUGCCCACGCUGGAGGUGCAGAGGGAGGGGGAGGAGGUGGGGCGGCUGCACCUGGCAAUCUUCUCAGACCUGCCCUCGGUAUGGUGUGGUGCGGUGGACCUGCACGCACCUGCAGAGGGAGAGGGAGCGCCGGCUCUGUCUCAGAAGCUGGAGGCGUGGAGCAUGGGGAGGAGGUGGAGGAGGGCGAGGGAUUCCUGA
This is a messenger RNA of Closterium sp. Yama58-4, 2418 nucleotides long. Lineage: Eukaryota; Viridiplantae; Streptophyta; Zygnematophyceae; Desmidiales; Closteriaceae. The record is from the annotation of a GenBank genome assembly.